GUUUAGUCUUAAGCAAAAUUAUCGCACGGCACUGCUAUGCCUGAUUUGUGAGAAUUGAGGAUAGAAUCAUGUGUGUGAUAGCUAGUUUCGAUUUUUUAAUUUACUCAAUUUCAAUGGUGUGGAACAGUCGUCUCGUCGGUGCCACGAGUGCCGACGAAGGAUAUAUAGGAUGACUAUUGGCAUGGAAGGAGGAGAAGAGUUGUCAAUGGAGCUGGGGAACGCCCAUGGCAUCCCUCAUGUCCUCAUGGUGUCCUUCGCCGGGCAAGGCCACCUCAACCCGCUGCUCCGCCUCGCCAAGCGCAUCGCCGCCAAGGGUCUCCUCGUCACUCUCUGUUCCACCCACGACAUCCGCCACCGCAUGGUCAAUUCCGAUUCCGGCGCCGCCGCCUCCGACCUCGGGGCACCCAAGCCCGUGGGCCGCGGCUUCAUCCGCUUCGAGUUUUUCUCCGACGGGCUUCCCGUCGACGACGCCCGCCGCAAGGACCUCGACGUGCUCAUGCCCGCGGUGCGCGUGACCGGCCCGCGGGCCGUCGCCGGCAUCAUUCGCCGUCACGCCGAGGCCGGCCGCCCUGUCUCGUGCGUCAUCAACAACCCGUUCGUGCCGUGGGCGCUCGACGUGGCGGCGGAGAUGGGGAUACCCGGAGGGGUGCUCUGGGUCCAAUCCGCCGCCGUGUUCGCCACUUACUACUACUACCACCGCGGGCUGGGGAAGUUCCCCACCGAGGAGAACCCCGACGUGGCGGUGGUGCGCCUCCCCGGUCUCCCGCAGCUGAAGAAGGAGGAGCUGCCCACUUUCCUGCUGCCGACGUCGGAGUACAAGCCGCUGCGGGAGGUAAUCUUGGAGCAGUUUAGGAACAUCAACAAGGCGGCGUGGGUGUUCGCGAACACAUUCCACGAGCUGGAGCGCGAGGCCAUAGAGGCGAUUUCCGACCGUGUUCCGAUCAUCCCGGUCGGGCCGCUGGUGGAGCCUCCAGAGGAGAAAUCUUCGCCGGCCGGUAUCCGAGGCGACCUAUUCAAGGCGGAGGACUGCAUGGAGUGGCUCGACGCGCAGGAACCGCACUCGGUGGUGUACGUCUCCGUGGGCAGCAUCGUGGUGCUGAGCAAAGAAGAGAUGGAGGAGAUGGCGUGGGGGCUCUGCGACUCCCACCGCCCCUUUCUCUGGGUGGUGCGCCGCGACAUGCGCAGCCUCCUCCCGGAAGGCUUCUUGGACGCCGUCGGUGAUCGUGGCCAGGUGAUUGAGUGGAGCCCGCAGGAGGAGGUGCUGGCACAUCCGGCGGUGGCAUGCUUCGUGACGCACUGCGGGUGGAACUCGACGCUGGAGGCCUUGACCGCCGGCGUGCCGAUGAUAACUUACCCACAGUUCGGGGACCAAGUUCCGGACUCCAAGUUCCUGGUGGAGGUAUUCGGCGUCGGGGUGCGGCUAGCAGCACCGGCGACAAGGGAGGAGAUGAAGCGGUGCGUCGAGGCGGUGUCGACGAAGCAGCGAGGGGAGGAGAUCAGGAAGAGGGCGGCGGAGUGGAAGAAGGCGGCGACGGAGGCAGUGGCGGAGGACGGGUCGUCAGACCGCCACAUCCAGGCCUUUGUCGACGAGAUCACCAACAAGAGAUCACUAUCGAUAUAGUCCGAUGAAUCUUUCCACUGGCGAAUGAAAUUAUUACAGUUUGUUAAUGUUUAAAAAUUUUACACAUAAAUUAUAAUUAAUAAAAUAUCUUUAAAACCCUC
Messenger RNA from Zingiber officinale, 1722 nucleotides. RefSeq names its product gallate 1-beta-glucosyltransferase-like. Bases 170 to 1621 code for a protein of 483 amino acids. The transcript has 2 exons. Gene Ontology annotation, molecular function: UDP-glycosyltransferase activity. NCBI's taxonomy places the organism in Eukaryota, Viridiplantae, Streptophyta, Magnoliopsida, Zingiberales, Zingiberaceae. The record is from RefSeq and is a predicted model, not a curated record.